This is a messenger RNA of Uranotaenia lowii, 2016 nucleotides long. RefSeq lists its product as uncharacterized. The record is from RefSeq and is a predicted model, not a curated record. The transcript has 3 exons. NCBI's taxonomy places the organism in Eukaryota, Metazoa, Arthropoda, Insecta, Diptera, Culicidae. Gene Ontology annotation, molecular function: signaling receptor activity; peptide hormone binding. The coding region runs from base 1312 to 2016 and encodes 234 amino acids.
UUCAGUUCAUCGUCUGCUCCGGUGGCGUUCGGUUGAAAAGUUUGCGUCGCGGCGCCGUUCUUUCGAUUCGCGGUAUUCAUUUUAUUCCCCAAGAGGGUCAAUAUCAAAUUGAGUCGUACCACAAUCUGGGAUUCGAACAUUCGAAACUUGUUGAUUUUUGUGAAAGUUUAUCAACUGCCCCAUUUGUUGGUGGAAAAAAUUCUAGCUUACGAUUUCCUUCAUCGAACCACUAUCUUCGAGAUAGAUAAUGUGCGAAAUUCGUUAAUCGACUAAAGAACAUCGCGCGCACAUGUAAACAAAUAUCGAAGUGUUACAAUUCAAAUCCUCUACCCCUCAACAAACGAUCGACAGCGCACGCCAUACGCCUCACGCCUCGUCGAUCGUGAAACCCCUGUAAUGUGUGUAAAUUUUUCGCGCCAACGCGUGAGAUUGAUGAUGUGAUGCUGUUUCGGUUAGCAGAAUUCGAAUGAUCGGGGUUUUUUCUGCGUCUUCUGGCUGAUUUAACUCACCGGUUUCGAUCUAUUUUUUUCUGCUUCUUCUCCUGACCACACUCGAAGGGUGCGGAAGGAAGUUUGAUGCGUGUGUUUGCAUUUGGAGGUUACAUUCCUACCACCGCCAGUUUUUUCUCUUCUCGUGUCGAUUAAGAAUAUUUUGGACCUACCAGACGGGCGCGUUGGUCUAGUUCUGUUUUGUUCGUACUUUGCCCAGCCGGUUUUUUUUUCUUACCUACUUAAUGAGAUGUGUUAAAAAUAAAUCAUCACCAAAAAUAAUAACAACAAAAGCAAAGUUAUUAUCAGUGAGUCGCGUGAGCAUAUUUUACCAGCCAAUGUUGAGUCAAAAUUGUAUCAAACGAGGCUCAAAUUGAUUGAAAAAAGAAGAAGUAAAAAAAGAGUUUCUGUUUAGAUAAGACGUGAUAAGUGAUAGCGCACAGUUUUGCUAAUCGAGUGGAGUAGAGCCGAAAAGUUAUACCUUCAUACUUACAUUCUAUCGAUUGUGUGGCGCGCGGAAAUCCUUGGAAGAAGAUUGGCCGUGUCGUUUCAAGUGUUUGAUUUACCUUUAAUAGAAGAGGUUGCUGGAAUAGUAUUGAUCUCAACUCGGGAUCCCGUGAUCAAAGGCAUUUCUCGACUUCCGACCGUGCUACCGCGAAACCAGUGAACGCGACGUGUUUUGUGAGAAAUCUAUCAAUAAUGCUUUAGUAAAUGUUUCCCCGAAAUAAAGAAGAUUCGUAUCCGUCCAUGCAUAAAAUGCAACCAUUUCAGUAUGAAAGUGAGAAGCUCUGAAUAGUCGGAUUGAAAGUUUUCCCAGAUAAAUAUGUGCCCACGUGUGCUGCUCUGGCAUCAGCAGCAUCCGCUUCAGCUCAUCAGCUGCCACUGGAUGAGAAGACGAAAAUUGAAAGUGUGUCACUUGUUGGCAACCUGGGUGGUCUUCAGUAGUUUUCUAUUGCAACUGUCAGUGCAUCAUGCUAGCGCGAAAUGUCACAGUCGGGUUCCGCGGGCUUGCGAGGCAAUUUGUAUCAACUCCGAGACGACGACAGCAACGACAUCGUCCUCCAGCGAUGGGCAUGGACAUGAGUGGAAAUGUGAACUGCGGAUCAUUGUGAUAAUGCCCAGCAACACCAGCAUCGAGGCAUCCUAUCCACGUGUCCAUCCGGUGCUGCUGAAAUCCGAGGAAUAUAUUAGAUCUCAGCAAAUUAUCCCGCCCUCGGUGGCCAUCAGGUGGAUUCACUAUGACGACAAAUGUGACCAAGCCCGGGCAACCGUAUCGGCCAUGGAUGGUACCGGACUCGAGUGCGGUCAUGUCAUUCUCGGACCAACCUGUGAUCUGGCUUUGGCACCUGUUGCUCGAAUCGGCCGUUUCAUCAACAACGCGGGCGUCCCAGUGAUUACCGGAGCUGGAUACACGUUCGAUUUCGUCCAACGGAAAACGCUCUGCGAGGACGAGUUUUUUAUGCUCAUUCGCACCGGGUCGCUUAGCUUUAAGCGUAUCGCCUUCUUCAUGAUAGAUCUGCUCCGAUAG